Elaeis guineensis (African oil palm) is the source of this 2287-nucleotide messenger RNA. Its product is annotated as G-type lectin S-receptor-like serine/threonine-protein kinase At4g27290. Gene Ontology annotation, biological process: protein phosphorylation; recognition of pollen. Gene Ontology annotation, molecular function: protein serine/threonine kinase activity; ATP binding. NCBI's taxonomy places the organism in Eukaryota, Viridiplantae, Streptophyta, Magnoliopsida, Arecales, Arecaceae. The record is from RefSeq and is a predicted model, not a curated record.
CAAUAGGAAUAGCCCGGUUACAAACUUCCCUGCAGUUUUAAAUCUCACUGCUGAUGGAAAUCUCGCCCUUCAUGAUAACACCAGCAAUGUCAUCUGGCUAACAAACACCUCAAAUGUAAGUGAUCCCACCGUUCAACUCUUGGAUUCAGGAAAUCUUGUCUUGACUGAUAAUUCUAGAAGAUUAGUGUGGCAGAGCUUUGAUUAUCCAUCAGAUACCUUUCUUCCUGGCAUGAAGCUUGGAUUUAAUCAACAUCUUGACUGGCAUCUCACAUCAUGGACGAGCCCCUCAGACCCUUCUCCAGGGACCUACUCCUCCAAAAUUUAUGGAUACCGUGAAAUAGGGAUAUGGAAUUUGACUAUCCUUAAGUAUCGAAGUGGCCCAUGGAAUGGCCAUGGAUUCAAUGGCUUCACAGAUAUGAAAUCUGCUGAGUUUUUUAGCUUUAGAUUCUUCAUCAAUCAGGAAGAGGAAUACUACACGUUUGAAAUCAUCAACAAGUCUAUAUUAUCGCGGGUGGUACUGAAUCAAUUUGGAGUGGUUCAGCGCUCUGUGUUGCUUGAUCCAAUCCAUGGAUGGAAACUCUACUGGUGGUUUCCAAUGGACCAGUGUGAUGAGUAUGCUGAGUGUGGAGCCUUUGGAGUUUGCAAUACCAAUGACUCAUCUGUGUGCAAGUGUUUGAGAGGGUUUGUGCCCAAGUCACCAGAAGAUUGGGCUCUCAGAGAUUUCUCUGAUGGCUGUGUGCGGAGAACAGCUCUGCAUUGUGGAAGAGGAGGGGAUGGGUUUCUAAAGGUGACUGGACUGAAGUUGCCAGAUACUUCAAAUGCUAUGGUAGAUCGAAACAUGAGCCUUGAUGAUUGUAGAGACAGGUGUUUGAAGAAUUGUUCUUGCAUGGCCUUUAAUAGCUUUUCCGAAGACGGAAGUGCAUGUCUCACCUGGCACGGUGACCUAAUAGAUAUUAGAGAGUUUACAGAAGGAGGGCAAGAUCUAUAUGUACGGCUUGCAUCUUCUGAACUAGAUACAAUACAGGGCAAUUCUAGUAAGAAGAAGAGUGUGAUUUUCAUUGUUAUUCCCAUAUUAUUGGGGUUUCCCCUAUUGGUGUUCCUUGGACUAUUUAUAUCAAAGAAGAAAAGAAAAGAAGGUAUACUAGGUGAUUCUUUUCCCCCCAAAGAAAGCAGAGGAAAGGAGUUGGAAUUGCCUCUAUUUGAUAUGUCUAUGAUAAAGAGUGCUACUGAUGACUUCUCCUUCAAUAAUGAACUUGGAAAGGGGUUUGGCCCUGUUUAUAAGGGUCAGUUGAGAGAUGGGCAAGAGAUUGCUGUUAAGAGGCUGUCCAAGGAUUCUGUGCAGGGUUUGGAUGAGUUCAAGAAUGAGGUUUUCCUGAUUGCCAAACUUCAACACAGAAACCUUGUAAGGCUUCUUGGUUGCUGCAUCCAACAUGAGGAAAGAAUGCUGAUAUACGAGUACAUGCCAAACAAGAGCUUGGAUGCCUUCAUAUUUGAUAAAACAAAAGGUGAAUUGUUGAGUUGGCAAAAGCGUCGUGAGAUCAUUAUGGGAAUUGCUCGAGGACUUCUCUAUCUUCAUCAAGAUUCUAGGCUAAAAAUAAUUCAUAGGGACCUGAAAGCUAGCAAUAUUCUGCUCGAUAAGGACAUGAAUCCCAAAAUUUCAGACUUUGGCACUGCAAGAAUUUUGAAAGGAGAUGACAAUCAAGAGAACACAAGGAGAGUGGUUGGCACAUAUGGCUACAUGUCCCCAGAAUAUGUAAUGCAUGGCAUCUUUUCAGUGAAAUCUGAUGUCUUCAGCUUUGGAGUUAUUAUACUAGAGAUCCUGAGUGGUAUGAAAAAUAGAAUGGUGAAUCAAGCACAACCCUGUGUAAACCUUUUAGGAUAUGCAUGGAGACUUUCGGAGGAUCAUAGAUGCUCGGUGCUACUUGAUGAAGCAAUAAAAUGUUCAUACCCUACGUCUGAAGUAUUGCGAUGUCUACAAAUUGGUCUCUUGUGUGUGCAAGAAAGAAGUGAAGAUAGACCAACGAUGGCAGACGUAGUUGUUAUGCUGAGCAAUGAAGGGGUGGCACUGCCACAGCCCAAAAGGCCUGGUUUCUGCAUGGAUGGAACUUCAUUAGAAAGAGACUGCACUUCCACUGAGCAACAUUCACAUACAGUAAAUGAGAUCACAGAUACAUUGCUUGUAGGCCGAUAAAACACCAAUCUCAACAAGCAAAUUAGCCACUUCUCAUCCCGUCUUGGAUAGAUUCUUCUCUUUCUACCCAUGGAGUUUCUUUUGGCUUUUUUUUUU